Messenger RNA from Aspergillus caelatus, 808 nucleotides. Its product is annotated as PaaI family thioesterase. NCBI's taxonomy places the organism in Eukaryota, Fungi, Ascomycota, Eurotiomycetes, Eurotiales, Aspergillaceae. Bases 43 to 513 code for a protein of 156 amino acids. The record is from RefSeq and is a predicted model, not a curated record. Gene Ontology annotation, molecular function: fatty acyl-CoA hydrolase activity. The transcript has a single exon.
CCGUGGGGCACUUUGUCUCCCUCUCAAAUUUUCCCUAGAGGCAUGGAAGCGCCGAACAACGCACAACAAUAUAAUAUGAGCUCAGAGCUAAAACAAGUUCAGGGAGCUUGGGACCGUAUCCGAGUCGCUAGUCCCAUAUAUGCCUUUCUUCUUAAUGAUAUCGAUAUCUACAAUGCCGAAAAAGGCGUGUUUCACUCUCGCAUUCAAGUCGCUCCUCACCACCUUAAUUCAAAGGGCACUUUGCAUGGUGUUUUUUCGGCCUGUGUCACUGACUGGGCAGGCGGAUUGGCAAUCGCUUCCUGUGGCCUCGACUCUACAGGGGUGAGCACAGAUAUUCAUGUCAAUUACCUUUCUACGGCGACCACUGGGGACUGGCUGGAGAUUGAGGGCCGGGCUAAUAAAGUGGGGAAGUCACUGGCUUUCACAUCAAUUACUAUCUCUAAAAGGACCGAGACUGGACAGACAACCAUUGUUGCACAUGGAACCCAUACAAAAUAUAUUAGAAUACGAUGAACUCGCCCGUGUGGGGAUGUACCAGGUCGUAUAAAUAUUGCAGGCACGAAAUCUACAAGGGCCAGGUGGCCUCGAAGAAAAAAGAUAGGGGAACAAAAUCUCCAUAGUUGCUCUGUUGAUUUUAUUAGUACCGCCAUCAUCUUUACAUCUGGCAUGAAACACAUGUACUUUGAAUGCCUAGAUUCACUCGGAUAGCGGAGAAUAAUCCCACUCUAUUGCUUUAGAUACCUUGUUUUUCGGCAGUGGAGCAAGGCAAUAACGAAUGGAGACAUUUUCAAUAACUUAUCACAAUUAC